This is a messenger RNA of Spodoptera litura, 1810 nucleotides long. RefSeq names its product vacuolar protein sorting 60 (gene Vps60). Gene Ontology annotation, biological process: vesicle budding from membrane; late endosome to vacuole transport via multivesicular body sorting pathway. Lineage: Eukaryota; Metazoa; Arthropoda; Insecta; Lepidoptera; Noctuidae. Gene Ontology annotation, cellular component: multivesicular body. The record is from RefSeq and is a predicted model, not a curated record.
UGACACAACACACAAGUGUCUGUGACGAAUGAUUGAUUGUUGAAACGUCAAACCACGGAAUUGUUGUGAAUCUAUUAUUUCACUUUUUUACUCUUUCUAUAACUGUUUGCGAUUAAUAUUUCAAGAUGAACAGAAUAUUCGGAAGAGGAAAACCUAAGGAACCUGGUCCAAGUAUUACGGACUGUAUAAGCAAUGUAGAUAGCAGGGCUGAUAAUAUUGAGCAGAAGGUCCAGAAACUGGAAUCCGAGCUCAGGAAAUAUAAGGAUCAGAUGAAUAAAAUGAGAGAGGGACCAGCAAAGAAUUCAGUGAAACAAAAGGCAAUGAGGGUGUUAAAGCAGAAAAAAAUGUAUGAACAGCAGCUAGAGAACUUGAGGGCGCAAUCUUUCAAUAUGGAGCAGGCUAACUAUGCUACACAGACCCUAAAAGACACACAAGCAACUGUAGCAGCCAUGAAGGACGGAGUCACACAGAUGAAGAAGGAGUUCAAGAAGAUUAAUAUUGAUAGCAUUGAGGAUGUUAACGACGAGUUGGCAGACAUGUUGGAGCAAGCGGACGAGGUCCAGGAAGCGAUGGGUCGCCAGUACGGCAUGCCGGAGAUCGAUGAUGAUGAGCUUGCUGCUGAAUUAGAUGCCCUGGGUGACGAAAUAGCGUUAGACGAUGACGCAUCGUACCUAGACGACGUGGUGAAGGCACCGGCGGCUCCCGACAAGGAACCAGGAGCCGACAGUGUCCGCAACAAGGACGGGGUCCCAGUUGAUGAAUUCGGGCUACCACAAGUACCCAGUGCCGCGCAAACUUCUCGCUGAUCUGUUACGUCACACGCGGUACAGGUAAAGGCUUUAAAAUCUACGAUUUGCUUUUAAGUCAACCACCUUGUUAAUGUAGUGUAUCUUUUUUUAUUUUUUUUUUAUUGGCGCGUAUGUUGUCUUUUUUAAGCUGUGGCGAAAAAUAGAUUAUCGUUUUAUAAAUUUGUACACCGAAAAUAAAUAUAUUAUUGUAAAAUUAAUUUUAACAAUACUUUUAAUGUCUUGAUGACAAAAAAGUUCUUUAUAACAAUGAAAUUCAAUUGGCCAUCCUGACAGUUACUUAAUUUGCAGUUUAGAACUUAUUAGGUACGAGUUAAUUUAUAGUGCCUGACAUUGUGCUUUAUACAUCGUUGCGCACAAUUUUUCAAGCCAAUAUAUUCUGAAUUUUACUAUAAUAUCGUUUAAAUUAAUAUACAUAACACACUUACGCGUACCUCUUUGUUUUACCUCAAUAUUAUAAAAUUUUAUAAUAACACCUGUACUGCACCUAAACAUAAUAAUACGUUAAUAAUUAUAUGUUGUAUUAAACUAAGGGUUAAAACAUUGCAAUUUCACUUUGUAAACACGUUAAAUAACAUUCAUUCGUUGUAAAAUUAUUUAGUUUUACAUUAAUGUUAGGAUUUUACUAAAAUUCGAAUUGUAACUAUAGAACGUUUUAAGUAUAUUUGCACUUUUAAUUACAAAGAAAUGCAUUUUUUGCAACCAUUGUGUUGUCAUAAUAUACAGGUUGAUUCUUUUUCACAAAGUGUUGCCAGAUAAAAGAUUUUUGGUAUUUUUUUAAUGAAAUGAAAUGAAAUGAAAUGAAAUGAAAUGAAAUGAAACAUUUAGAUGUCGAUUAUUAUUUCGAAUGAUCUUGUUCUUGUCAUACAAGGUGAAGUAAAAAAUUGCAUUGUAAUGUUGUUUUGUGAUUCAAAUUCUAUUCUUAGCUCGUGUAACAAUAUGUAAAUGUAAUCUAGUGCUUAUAAUUUUUAUAUACUUAAGUUAAAUAUAUUAUUAUCUUUAUA